This is a messenger RNA of Vigna radiata var. radiata (mung bean), 3031 nucleotides long. Its product is annotated as protein ROOT HAIR DEFECTIVE 3 homolog 1. Gene Ontology annotation, molecular function: GTPase activity; GTP binding. Lineage: Eukaryota; Viridiplantae; Streptophyta; Magnoliopsida; Fabales; Fabaceae. Gene Ontology annotation, cellular component: endoplasmic reticulum. Gene Ontology annotation, biological process: endoplasmic reticulum membrane fusion. The transcript has 23 exons. The record is from RefSeq and is a predicted model, not a curated record. Bases 148 to 2574 code for a protein of 808 amino acids.
AUUUGGAAUAAAGUAUAUGUGUGUAGUUAUGGUGAUGGCAUAGCAAUGUAAACGCCUCUGCCAUAGAGUCUGAGAUCGCUUCCUUCCUUUUCUCUCUUUCGAUCCUCCUUAUCGCAUUUCUCAACUAUUGUUUCCAAUCUCACGCCAAUGGCGGAUAGAGAGUCUUGUUGUUCAACUCAACUUAUUGACGGAGAUGGUGUAUUCAAUGUCUCUGGGGUUGAAAACUUUAUGAAGGAGGUGAAGUUGGCUGAAUGUGGGCUUUCGUAUGCUGUAGUUUCUAUAAUGGGUCCACAAAGUAGUGGCAAGAGCACACUAUUAAAUAACUUGUUUGGUACCAACUUCAGAGAGAUGGAUGCUUUCAAGGGAAGGUCUCAAACAACCAAAGGAAUCUGGAUGGCUAGAUGCAAUGGCAUAGAGCCUUGUACACUUGUUAUGGAUUUGGAGGGUACCGAUGGAAGAGAACGUGGAGAGGAUGACACUGCUUUUGAAAAGCAGAGUGCUUUAUUUGCUCUUGCUGUAUCAGAUAUUGUGUUAAUAAACAUGUGGUGCCAUGACAUUGGCCGUGAGCAAGCUGCAAAUAAGCCACUUCUAAAAACUGUCUUUCAAGUCAUGAUGAGAUUGUUCAGUCCACGAAAAACAACACUGUUGUUUGUCAUACGUGAUAAAACAAGGACGCCACUUGAAAAUUUAGAACCUGUUUUGCGAGAAGAUAUUCAGAAGAUAUGGGAUUCUGUUCCUAAACCACAGGCCCACAAGGAAACCCCAUUAAGUGAAUUUUUCAACGUUGAAGUUGUUGCGCUUUCUAGUUAUGAAGAAAAGGAAGAGCAAUUUAGAGAGCAGGUUGCCAGUUUGCGGCAACGAUUCCAUCAUUCCAUUGCUCCUGGUGGGCUUGCAGGGGAUCGGCGUGGAGUAGUUCCUGCUUCCGGAUUUUCAUUUAGUUGUCAGGAAAUAUGGAAAGUCAUUAAGGAGAACAAAGAUCUCGACCUUCCUGCACAUAAGGUUAUGGUUGCUACUGUACGAUGUGAAGAAAUCACCGACGAGAAAUAUGCCUCCUUUUCUGCAAAUGAGGAUUGGUGUCAAUUGGAAGAGGCUGUGCAAUCUGGCCCUGUUCCUGGAUUUGGAAGAAAGCUCAGUUCACUCCUUGGUACUUGUUUAUCAGAGUAUGAUGCUGAAGCUGCCUUUUUUGAUGAAGGUGUGAGAACUGCCAAACAAAAGCAACUACAAGAAAAAUUGUUCCAACUUGUCCUUCCUGCAUUCCAAUCUGCGUUGGGACAUAUAAGAUCUGGAACUUUGGAUAAAUUCAAGGUGGCAUUUGACAAGGCUUUGAAUGGUGGGGAAGGGUUUUCUGAGGCUGCUAGGAAAUGCAGUGAGUUUUGUAUGGUUCAAUUUGACGAAGCAUGUGCAGAUAUUGUUAUCGAACAAGCAAACUGGGAUACAUCUAAAGUGCGAGAGAAAUUGCUGCGGGACAUUGAUGCACAUAUUGCAGCUGUGCGUGCAACCAAGAUUUCUGAACUCACUUCAUCAUAUGAGGAAAAACUUAAACAAGCUUUGUGUGGACCUGUGGAAGCUCUUUUGGACGGAGCUAAUAGUGAUACUUGGUCAUCAAUAAGGAACCUUCUUAGGCGUGAGACUUUAUCAGCUGUUUCAGGGUUCUCUACUGCACUUAUUGGGUUUGAUAUGGAUGAAGAAACAAGACAGAAAAUGCUUAAAAGUUUAGAGGAUUAUGCAAGAGGUCUGGUAGAAGGAAAGGCUAAGGAAGAAGUAGGAAGAGUUCUAAUCCGUAUGAAGGAUAGGUUUACAAUGUUGUUUAGUCAUGAUGCUGAUUCAAUGCCUCGUGUUUGGACUGGUAAAGAAGAUAUACGAUCCAUCACCAAGACUGCUCGAUCUGCUUCUUUGAAGUUGCUAUCUGUCAUGGCUGCAAUCCGUUUGGAUGAUGACGACGCUGACAAUAUUGAGAAAGUGUUAGCCGUUGCUUUGGUGGAACCAUCGCCAAGCAGUAAUGGUACAAGGAGCAUGACAGUGGUUGAUCCACUAGCUUCUAGCAGCUGGGAAGAGGUUUCUUCCUCUAAAACGUUGAUUACGCCUGUCCAGUGCAAGUCUUUGUGGAGGCAAUUCAGGACAGAGACAGAGUACACUGUCUCUCAAGCCAUUGCUGCACAGGAAGCAAGCAAGCGCAACAACAACUGGUUACCUCCCCCUUGGGCGAUAGCUGCUAUGGUUAUCCUAGGAUUUAAUGAAUUUAUGACACUUCUAAGAAAUCCCUUGUAUUUGGGUGUCAUCUUUGUUGGUUAUCUUCUUAUUAAAGCUCUAUGGGUGCAACUUGACAUUUCGGGAGAAUUUCGCAAUGGAGCCCUUCCGGCAAUCAUUUCCUUGUCUACCAAGUUUGUUCCAACUAUCAUGAACCUUAUGAAAAAACUAGCAGAGGAGGGACAGAAUCAUGCAGCUAACAAUCCUCAGAGAACCCCAUCAAAAAACAGUUACAGUGACAGUCACGCCGUGUCGUCAAGCGCCUCAUCUAACCUGACUGCAUUGGACAACGGAAGGGAGUAUGAGGACCCAGUUAAAGAUGAGUAGGUGAAGAAAGUCAUUUGUGUGAAAGCUGAAUUCUUGUGUGGUGAUGGUUGUCCACAAAAUUUGACUGGUGAGCAUUGAAGACAUUGAAAGGCAUUGGUUUUUUUUGUGUAAGUGCCGUAUACUGGGGGCAAUGUUUUAUUGCUGAGUUAGUUCCCCCUUAUAGUGGUUCUCUUUUCCAAUUUAGGUGCUUCAGUCAUUGGAAAAGUUAGCUUAUUUUACACUUUCUUUCUUUGAUGCUUAUGCUGCUUUUGCAAUCAAUUUUGUUUGUAAUUUUAUCAGGCUCACUACUGAGUGCUUCUUCUUCUGGAAAAUUUAUUUAUUGGAUUCGUGUGUUGAUAUUAGAUCAUUUAAAAGAGAUACUAGAGCUCAUUGUGCUUGUUGCCUGUUGCUUGUAAUGCCAACUAUUGUUUCAACUGUAACAUCUUGUUGAAACACAAACUAUACUUGUUUUCUUCCA